Messenger RNA from Centruroides sculpturatus (bark scorpion), 1383 nucleotides. RefSeq names its product PRELI domain-containing protein 2-like. NCBI's taxonomy places the organism in Eukaryota, Metazoa, Arthropoda, Arachnida, Scorpiones, Buthidae. The coding region runs from base 114 to 647 and encodes 177 amino acids. The transcript is spliced from 7 exons. Gene Ontology annotation, cellular component: mitochondrial intermembrane space. The record is from RefSeq and is a predicted model, not a curated record. Gene Ontology annotation, molecular function: phosphatidic acid transfer activity. Gene Ontology annotation, biological process: phospholipid transport.
CGUGAUCGAGAAGCAGGAAUAUGAAAUUGACAGAUCGAGGAUGUUGGCAGAUAAGAUAAUUUCGCGGAAUUUUUUGUGAAAGGAGCGAAUUCGUAAGAAAAUCGAAAUUAGAAAUGGUUGUUCAUUUUGAAGUCAAGCAUAUAUUUAAAUAUCCAAUAGAGUUGGUGACUUAUACUCACCUAACAAAGUAUCCUACAGACAAAGAGAAGAACGUUCUUUCUGUUAAAACUGUGAAGAGGAUUAUAAAAGAUGAUGGAAUAGAAUAUUGGAAUAGAGUAGCAUGUUGCAGCAAUAUUGUGCCUUCUGUAUUAAGGAAAUUAAAAGAAUUUGAACAAGAUUAUAUUUACAUAGAAGAAGAAUGCUGGUUAAACAAAAACACUCAUGAAAUGAAUGUUAGGUCUAGGAAUUUAACUUGGGAAAAAUAUGGAAAACUGAAAGAAGAAUCCUUGUUUAAAAAAUUUCCUGAAAAUCCUAAAUGGACUCAUUUUCAUCAGAGGGGCUCUAUUGAUUUAGGUGGUAUUGGUCAUAUUGGAUGGUUAAUGGAAUGUUUUGCAGAAAAAUUUUUUCGACAAAGUAUACAAAAAAGUUUAAGAAUAAUGGAAGAACUAUUAUGUGAAAGAAUGAAUGGCAUGCAGACAGGUGGAUGAAAAACUGUUUUUAAUGAGUUUGUUUGCUGGAAUUGAGAGACAAGUUUACAUAUCUUUUUUUUUUACAAUAUAUAUAUAUAUACACAUCUUUUCCAUGACAUCAUAUACAUACAAAAAAAAAGUUGACUAACUGGUUUAAUGGUUAUACCUUUUUAUAUAUUUUUAUAAAAAAUUUUAAAAUAUUUUGGGGCUUUCAUUGCAACAAAUGAAUUAAAAAACAAUUUUAUGAUAUGAAAUGUAAAAUUUGCAUCUGUACAAAAUUUGCAAUGUAAUGAUGCAAAUCUUCCAAAAUCUUUGUAAUUUUGCUCUUCUGAAAGGAAAGUUUGACUUUCAUUUAAUUCCUUGUUUUAAUUGACUGACUGAUAAACUAAUUCAGAUCUGAAUGGUUCUUGAUUUAGUAAGUCAGUAUUAAUCUUAAUUUAUUUAAUACAUUUUAGAAAUAUCAAAUCGUGAAAUGAGAUUAGAUAUAAAAAUUUUAACAAAAUGUUAACAAAUUGCAUCUUGAAAAUAUAAUUACUAUUAAAUGUAAGAAUUUUUACAGUUUUAAAUUGAGUAAAAUUUAUUUCUUAUAAUUUACAAAGUAUUUUCAAAUUUCUCUUCAAUUAUUAUAAUAACCCUGCAUUGAAUGGCUUGGAUCUCACAGACUCAUGUGACUUCUGCAGUAUAUUUUCAUAAUGUCUUUAUAUAGGUAGGCAAUUCAUAUUACACACCUUCCUAUUCUGGUAUUACAAAUUUG